GCUAUAAAGCGCCAAAGGUGUGGCGCCUGCUGGACGGCGGGCGCGGGGGAUGCCGGUGGCCCCCAACGAGCCGCGGCGCGAGCGGGUGAAAGGCGGGGCGUUGCUGCUCUGUUGCCAUCAAAGUGGACGGAAAUCCCGCCUGCUGCGCAGCGCAGUGCGCUGCUGCUUUGGAGGUAUUCGAUCGACCCCAUUCCGAGGGACGGAAGGGCCGGGAUUUUCUGGCAAAAUGCGCCCAAGCCGCAAGCCUCCUGCCGCCCCCCCGAGAUUCUUCAUUUUCCCAAAGCAGUAGCGGGGGCGCGCGAAUGUUUUCGCGGGCGCGCCUGUGGCCUUCGUAUGCGGCCGGCUAGCAGCCACGGGGGCCGGGCCCGUCUGGUCGCGCAGUGUUUUCGGUGCGCGGCUUCGGGGGGCCUGCGCGCCGCUCCGCGGAAACAAGAUUCGCCGUGGCGAGACUUGUAUCCGGCGGCCGUAGAAAAGCUCCAGCGGCCGCGGCGAAAGCGCGCCAGGGCUCAAGGCAUUGCCUGAAGUUAUAUUCUCCUUUCCUGAAAAUGUUGGAAAUUGCCGGCCAACCGGGGGAAACUGCCAGCGCGUUUUCGCCGUCCAGAAGGUGAGAGUAAGACUGCGCCCCCCAGCAAUUUCGCUGCUGCUGUGGCGCUGUGCUAGGCAGCGCGCAGCCUGCCGCAGAUGGCGGCGGCGACGCCGGACAGCCAACCCGGCGCGGUCGCGCGCGGGCGGCUUCCCUGCCGGGCGCGGGCGUGGCCCGUGUGUCGGAACUUUCGCAAUUUUUUGGAUUCGGUUCGGGCCUUUCGGGAUAUAUCUCGAACUUGAAAAGAUACGGAGUCGAAGCCAGUGCCGGCACUCCGCCCUGCCAUUUCAGAGCCGGCGCCCGCGCGGCGAAGGAUUUCAGCCCAAGGCAGGGCGUGGCGCUGGCGGAGUCGGCGGCGGGCGAAGGUUGCGAGCAGAAAUGGCGCAGGGUCUUCGCGGGGCGGGAGCGGCUGCGUACCACCCGAACCGAAGUGGCUACGGGCACGCAGGGAGCGGGGCGCGCCCGGUGGCCCCCCUUUGGAAAUUCCGCCCGCGGGGCGCGCCACCAGCAUGCCGCGACACGGCCGACCUCCGGGGGCCAAUGGCGGACAUUCUCCGGAAGAAGAGGAUCGGCAUGGCGGGGCGCCUUUGUUUCGUGGGGACGGAGGGAGCGCUUAAAAUUGGAAAGGAGCGGCCCGCGACCCAGGGCGCGAGAGUGCGCAACUCUGCCGCUAAUCCAUCCCCCCGCCCAAUGGCAGGGGUUGCGCGGCAGCGCGGCCGAUGGGGGUUCGUGCCGCAAGCUCUAACCGGCCCGGGCGCCCCCGUCUUUUUUCGGGUUGUAGUUGAAGCAGCAUGUAUCUUGCGACUCCAUCUCCUGCGUAUUUUACUCAAAUCCUUGAGCCAAAUAAGGCCCAGACACAAACCGAGUCAGUCACUAAGUGGCGCAAGGCGGCAGAGCGCCCCUUGCUUUU
Molecule: messenger RNA, 1493 nt
Organism: Amoebophrya sp. A120
Lineage: Eukaryota; Dinophyceae; Syndiniales; Amoebophryaceae
Source: the annotation of a GenBank genome assembly